Molecule: messenger RNA, 518 nt
Organism: Suillus clintonianus
Lineage: Eukaryota; Fungi; Basidiomycota; Agaricomycetes; Boletales; Suillaceae
Product: hydrophobin
Exons: 3
Coding region: 189-518 (109 amino acids)
Cellular component (GO): fungal-type cell wall
Molecular function (GO): structural constituent of cell wall
Source: RefSeq, a predicted model, not a curated record
ACAUGAACUCCAGACUCUGAAAAAAAAGCCACAACAGCCGGGUCGCCGCGUGCGUCCAUCGUAUAAAAGGUGGACCGCAAUGCAUCUGAUUCUUCAGAAUCCAUCUCCUCUUAUCCAGCUCUCAAGCUCAAGCUUCAAGCUUCCUCACACUCUUUCAACAAAGUUUCUUAAACAUUCCAGUCAAUACAAUGCUCGCUCGUUUCUUCGCUGUUGCUUCCCUUGUAGCUCUCGCUGUCGCCACACCCCUCGCUCUCCGCGAUGGCCAGUGCAAUACUGGUAAUAUCCAGUGCUGUCAGAACUCUGCCAGCACUUCGGACUACAACAAGGCUGCACAACUUCUUGGCCUUAUGCAAGUAGCUGCUGGUGUUGCUGGCUCCGUUGGCCUUAGCUGCAGUUCUAUUUCUGCCAUUGGCACUGGUAGUGGCGCCGAAUGCGACCAGCAACCUAUGUGUUGCAGCAACAACAAAAUGAACGGCCUUGUCAAUGUUGGCUGCACUCCCAUCAACCUCCGCCUUUGA